Messenger RNA from Orcinus orca (killer whale), 2643 nucleotides. RefSeq names its product BMX non-receptor tyrosine kinase (gene BMX). The coding region runs from base 234 to 2255 and encodes 673 amino acids. Gene Ontology annotation, molecular function: non-membrane spanning protein tyrosine kinase activity; ATP binding. The record is from RefSeq and is a predicted model, not a curated record. NCBI's taxonomy places the organism in Eukaryota, Metazoa, Chordata, Mammalia, Artiodactyla, Delphinidae. Gene Ontology annotation, biological process: peptidyl-tyrosine autophosphorylation; B cell receptor signaling pathway; adaptive immune response. The transcript is spliced from 20 exons.
AUCAGGUCAACAAGUAUUGGCUAAGUGUUGAGCGCGGUUUCCUGUGGGAUUGUGUAAGACCUUGCAGGACAAUAAACGUUUGGGGGGCACUGAGUAAUGCAGCCAUUUCUGACCCAGCAGCCGGGAAAAUGUGAGGCAAUUUGCGGCUGCUGGAAGGAGGACAGCUGCAGCUGAGUCCCUACAAGAGCAGAGCGACCUCACCGCCGUGGACCCGGGCAACAGAGCCAGGCAAAAUGAGCUUGAGAGUGAAAGACCUACAAGCACACUUCUUCAGCUCUGUCGAAAUUAAGGACGACAAUAUGAACACAGAAUCCAUUCUAGAAGAACUCCUUCUCAAAAGGUCACAGCAAAAGAAGAAAAUGUCACCCAAUAAUUACAAAGAGCGGCUUUUUGUUUUGACCAAAACAAACCUCUCCUACUAUGAAUAUGACAAAAUGAAAAGAGGCAGCAGAAAAGGAUCAAUUGAGAUUAAGAAAAUCAGAUGUGUGGAGAAAGUAAAUCUUGAGGAGCAGACCCCCGUGGAGAGACAGUACCCAUUUCAGAUUGUCUAUAAAGAUGGGCUUCUCUAUGUGUAUGCAUCAAAUGAAGAGAGCCGAAGUCAGUGGUUGAAAGCAUUACAAAAAGAGAUAAGGGGCAACCCCCAUCUGCUGAUCAAGUACCACAGUGGGUUCUUCGUGUACGGGAAGUUCCUGUGCUGCCAGCAGAGCUGCAAAGCGGCCCCAGGAUGUACUCUCUGGGAAGCAUAUGCUGAUCUGCACAUUGAACCCAAAGAAGAAAAACACAGAGUUCCCAUCUUCCCAGACAGAGUGUUGAAGGUCCCUCGAGCAGUUCCUGUUCUCAAGAUGGAUGAACCAUCUUCAAGUACCGCUCUAGCUCAGUACGACAGCGACUCCAAGAAAAACUGUGGCUCCCAGUCAAACGUCAACACGUGGUUUAUGCCCAGAGAAGACUGCCCUGACUGGUGGCAAGUAAGAGGACUGAAAAGCAGUGAAGAGCUGGCAUGCAGUAACCAAAGGGAAAGAAAUGCUGUAGAUCACGGCACCCUAAAGAUGUCAUGGGGAUCCCCUGAGUCAAGUUCAUCUGAAGAAGAGGAAAACCUUGAUGACUAUGACUGGUUUGCAGGUAACAUCUCCAGGUCACAAUCUGAGCAGUUACUGAGACAAAAGGGAAAAGAAGGAGCAUUUAUGGUUAGAAAUUCCAGCCAGCCGGGAAUGUACACAGUGUCCUUGUUUAGUAAGGCUAUGAAUGAUAAAAAAGGAACCGUCAAACAUUACCAUGUGCAUACAAAUGCCGAGAACAAAUUGUACCUGGCAGAAAACUACUGUUUUGAUUCCAUUCCAAAGCUUAUUCACUAUCAUCAACACAAUUCAGCAGGCAUGAUCACACGACUCCGCCACCCUGUGUCAACGAAGGCCAACAAAGUUCCCAUCUCCGUGUCCUUGGGAAGUGGAAUCUGGGAACUGAAAAGAGAAGAGAUUAUGCUGUUGAAGGAGCUGGGAAGUGGCCAGUUUGGAGUGGUCCAUCUGGGCAAGUGGAAGGGGCAGUAUGAUGUUGCUGUUAAGAUGAUCAAGGAGGGCUCCAUGUCAGAAGAUGAAUUCUUCCAGGAGGCCCAGACCAUGAUGAAACUCAACCAUCCCAAGCUGGUGAAAUUCUAUGGAGUGUGUUCAAAGAGAUACCCUAUAUACAUAGUGACUGAAUAUAUAACCAAUGGCUGCUUGCUGAGUUACCUGAAGAGUCAUGGGAAAAGACUUGAGCCCUCCCAGCUCUUAGAAAUGUGCUAUGAUGUUUGUGAAGGCAUGGCCUUCUUGGAGAGCCACCAGUUCAUACACCGGGACUUGGCUGCUCGGAACUGCUUGGUGGACAGUGACCUCUCUGUGAAGGUUUCUGACUUUGGGAUGACGCGGUAUGUUCUUGAUGACCAGUAUGUCAGUUCGGUAGGAACAAAGUUUCCCGUCAAGUGGUCAGCCCCAGAGGUGUUUCACUACUUCAAAUACAGCAGCAAGUCAGACGUAUGGGCGUUCGGGAUCCUGAUGUGGGAAGUGUUCAGCCUGGGGAAGCAGCCUUAUGACUUGUACGACAACUCGCAGGUGGUCAUGAAGGUCUCCCAGGGCCACCGGCUCUACCGGCCCCAGCUGGCGUGGGACACAGUCUACCAGGUCAUGCACAGCUGCUGGCACGAGCUUCCAGAAAAGCGGCCCACAUUUCAGCAACUCCUAUCUUCCAUUGAACCGCUUCGGGAAAAAGACAAACCAUGAAGAAGAAAUGAGAAGUUCUGAUGAGAAUGAGUGUAAAUGUUGGCCAACAUUUUCAUUCUUUUUAAGGGAUGUAGCAAAGCACAGACAUUGUAAUUUAGCUAGUUCUUCUUAAUGGUAUUUUGUGUGCUGUUUGUUCUAUUAUCUAGAAAUGAACAAGGUAGGAAACAAAAGAUUUCCUUGAAAUUUAGGUCAAAUUAGUAAUUUUGUUUAUGCUGCUCUUAAUAUUAUACUUCCCAGCCUAUAGCAGAAGCACAUCUUCUGAUUGAUUGCAAAAUAGAGAGGGUGUGUACCAUAUGUAAAGAUUGAACAGAAUUGAAAAAUUGUUGGAUAUUUGUUCUUUUCGUAAUAUCACCACUAUCAUGAUAAUUAAAUAUGCUAUUAGCAAGUA